AUGCGAAUCCUCGAUCCUUGUGCAAAAUGCCUGGACAGCCGCUAUGCAAAGGAUUGGAACAAGAGAGAUGGUCCCCGAUAUUCACCCAUGGCGGUGAUCCCCGACCGGAGAGCUAUCUACGACUUUGACUGGCAAGGCGUAAAGCCUCCGGGAAAGCACUUGAAGGACUUGGUGAUCUACGAGACCCACGUGCGGGGCAUGACUCGGAAUCCAGAUAGCAAACUGGACGAUUGGGACCAAACGGCUGGAACCUUUUUAGGCUUUAUCCAGAAGAUCCCUCAUUUGCUCGAGAUGGGCAUCAAUGCAGUUGAGUUAUUGCCAGUGUACGAGUUUGACGAGACGGCUUGUCCAAGGAGAAACCCAGAGAACGGAGAACAGCUUUGCCACUUCUGGGGAUACUCCACUGUAAACUUUUUUGUCCCAAUGCAGCGCUUUUCUUCAAGAGAUCGGAUCGGUGCUGCGAUCGUUGGUUUUAAAACCAUGGUUCGAGAGCUUCAUCGUCGAGGCAUUGAAGUCAUUCUCGAUGUGGUCUUCAACCAUACUGCAGAAGGUGCUUGGGGCGAACAUUUUUGGCAUAGCUGGGCUGCCAUAGCAAAGCAUCGCUACUACAUCCUCAACAACGGGCAUGACACAAACUACACAGGUUGCGGAAACACUGUAAGUGCAAAUGACCCAAUGUGUUCUGACUGGAUUGUCGAAUGCUUGUGCUACUGGGUGGAAGAGAUGCAUGUUGAUGGCUUCCGUUUCGAUCUGGCAUCGGCGCUUACGAGAGGAGGCGAUGGCAAGGUCUCCAUGGACCCACUCCUCAUGCGGAAGAUGGCGAAUGAACCAAAGUUGAAGAGAGCAAAGUUCAUUGCAGAAGCAUGGGAUUGCUCUUGGCCAGAUGGCUACCUCGUUGGAAAGUUCCCUUCUGGUGGACCCCCGAGAUGGGCGGAGUGGAACGGCAUUUUCCGAGACACCGUACGGUGCUUCAUCAAAGGAGAUGCUGGCAAGAAGGGAGACUUUGCCACCAGGAUUUGUGGCAGCUCUGAUCUUUUCAAGCACAACGGAAGAAAGCCUUACCAUUCCAUCAACUUCAUCACUGCUCACGACGGCUUCACCCUUAAGGACCUGGUCUCCUACAAUGGGAAACACAACACCUGCAAUGGGGAAAACAGCGGUGAUGACCACAACAACUCCUGGAACUGUGGUCACGAAGGGGAAACAGGGGAUGGCGGCAUCAAGCACCUCCGAAGCCGGCAGAUCCGGAAUUUCAUGGUUGCGCUCUUCAUGAGCGCCGGUACUCCGAUGAUCCUCUAUGGUGAUGAGUAUGGUCGAUCGCAGAGAGGCUGCAACAACGGCUGGUGUCAAGACGCCCGCUGCUGGUUCUCCUGGAGCGACUGCGAGAAAGAAGCGGGAAAAUUGUUGAGAUUUACACGGCUCUUGAUUUCUUUGAGGAAGACCUACUCUGGCAUUUUCAAUCGAGAGGAGUUUGUGAGCAACAAGGACAUUUGGUGGCGAGUGCAUUGGGAUGAUCCGUACAACUACAUUUGCUAUGUGCUCCAUGACCACCAUGCAACAGGGCAAGGUUAUGCUGGGCUGUUGGUCGCGUUCAAUGCAGGGCAUGAGGUCCGGAGUUGUGACCUGCCAGAAGGCAAGCCCUGGUAUCGCAUCAUUGACACGACUUUGGCCCCGCCAAACGACAUUUGCGAAAAUGAAGCAUCUGCAAUAAAGAUCACCUCUCACUCCUACAUGAUGCAACCAUACAGCUGCAUUGUCCUGAAGACAUUCUCUGACAAGAAGUCCAUCAAGGAAUACGCAAAGAGUGAUGCAGAGUAUGGAGCUGAUCAGGACAUCGGUCGACACAUGAAGGAGAUCAUUCGACGAAGAAUGUCAAUGGAGUUCACUUCCUUUUCGGGCCAGCCGACAAUGGAGGAAAUCGGUCGGAGACAAAGCAUGGAGCGGGUGCAGUCAAUGGUGAGGAUGCGCUCAUUGAUGUCAGGUGCAUUCCUUGAUGCCAUGGAAGAGACCCCCUCCGGUGCUGCGAAGGAAGUCUCCUACGAACCACCCCCACGUGAGGCCACACCUCCGAGUCUCUCGAAGCGAACAGCGCCAAGCGCGCCCGGGAAACCCACCACAGGAGACAAAGGAAUUCAGGUGAUCGCCCAGGACUUGGGAGACAAAAGGGUUGAGGCACUGCUUCAUCCGGCAGAAGGGGGAGGUAGCAUUCUGGAAGUCAUGGCAAAAGGAUUUGGCUCAGGUGAGUUGAUCUUCCACUGGGGUGUGAUUGAAAGCCCCGGAGCAGGAUGGUCAAAUCCGCCCGCAGAGGUGCAGAACAACAGCUGGCCCACAAAGACCAAGACCUUUCCUGGAGCCAAUCAGACAACUUUCAGUCAGAAGGAAGCAGACGGGUUCAGACGAGUGUUGAUCACCUUCCCCAGCAAGUUCAAAGUGCGAUCUGUGAAUUUUGUUCUACAUGAGCCUCCAAAGGGGUGGCACAAACCAGGCAACGAUUUUUGCGCCGAGUGGCCUCAGGAUGAAUCCCUAUUUAAAGUUGCCGCUGACCGCGCCGUAGAUGCGGAGUCUGGAAGGUGCUGCUGCUUGGGACCACUGCUGGCACUUCCUUCUCACAUUGCCCGAUGUUUCUGCAGAUGUUUCCAGGGAAGAUGGUACUGGCCCUUCCGAGAGACAAUGAGAACCACGCGAUGGAAGGUGAAUGGUGGGAAUCUCAUGGGGGUUGCAGCCGUUUACGCGGAUGGUGCGGUUGUACACUUUGUCACCGAUCUGAACACUGAGCUAAUGCUGCAUUAUGGCUCAGGGGAUGCCUACAACAAGUGGAUCUUCGCAAGAUCUGUGAAUUUCCAGAGUGCUCCUGAACAGGGUGUGAAGGAAGUGGUGGUCAACCUGAAACCGGAAGAGGUCACCAAGAGGUUCAUGUUUGUGCUGAAGUUUCCCAACAAUCAUUGGGUCAAGGAUGGUGCGGAAGAUUUCAAGCUUUGGCUUCCUGAGGAUGAAUCCUUCGCUCAGGUGAAUUUCAUGUCCAUGAUCCCCGAGGAUAUGGAGGCGCGGAUCACAAAGCAGAAGGAGGAAGAAAAGAAGGCACAAGCAAAAGCUGAGGAGGCACGAAAGACUGCUGAGCGCCUUGCAAGCGAUUUCGACAACAAGUUGCGCCAAUUCCGCGAUGGUCGCAAGGAGCGAAAGGAUGCUGCAAAGGUGCAUUUCCAAAGCAUCACUUUGUCAGAGCAGGUAGGCGAUGUGGAUGUUGCCUGUCGCAGAGAGGGCAACGGCUUUGUUCUCGAGAUCACAGCUCUGAUGCAUCCUGACAAGGUACCGCUGGGAUCGGCCCUGCUUCACUGGGGUGUCCUGACCGACUUCCGGAAUCGAAGCUGGCACUGCCCUCCAGAGGAGAUUCUGCCUGCAAACAACACCAUCAUCGAUGCCAAGGCCUGCCAGACCCUUCUUGAUCCAUAUGAUGACGGCACAUCCUACGUUGAAAUUCAUCUUCCAACGUCUGCCAUUUCAGAUGAUGGAUGUGUCCCUUCCAUUCCGGGUAUGGCUUUCGUGAUUCGAGUGCCUGAGAAGGACAAAUGGCUGAAGUGUGAUGAUGGCAAGGAUUGUGUUGCAUUCUUCCGCGACCCUCCGAAGAAGCCAGCGGGAGCAUGGAAGGGCGGCUGGCAAGAUCAGGUGAAUCUCAUCAUGGACUCAGAAACUCAGUGGGGACACAUGACUCUGAUGCAUCGCUACAACAACUGUCGACAGGUCGUUGAAGCCUGGGCUGGCAAGAGCGAUUCAGGGCCAGCUGCAAUGAGGAGAAUGCCUUCCUGGAAUGCCACCUUCAACAAGGAGGCGUUGCGACGAGCGUCCUGGUCCAGGCUACCAUCUUCGUCCCUCCUUGUUGAUCCUGAUGAAGCGAAAGCAGAGGAGAUGGAUGAUGAAAUCUGGAGCUGGAUUUUUGUGUGGCAAAGGUUUUCCUACAUGCGCUUACUGGAUUGGCAGCGCAAUUACAACACCAAGCCCCGCGAGCUGGCUGGAGCCACUGACGCACUGGCCAACAAGAUUUGCAGCGUCUGGAAGGAAUACCCAAACAUUCGUCUUUGGGCAAGAUGGACACUUGCGACCAUUGGCAGAGGUGGCAAUCAGGGUCAGCAGAUUCGAGAUGAGAUCUUGCAUAUUAUGCACAGGAACAAGAUUCCAGAGACAGCGGGUCACUUCUACGAGCAGUGGCAUCAAAAGCUUCACAACAACACCACACCCGAUGAUGUCGGCAUUUGCAAGGCGUUGCUGGCCUUCCUCCGAACUGGCGGCAAGAUGGAGGAGUAUUGGAAGGUGCUCAACGACCAUGGCAUCACGAAGGAGCGCUUAGCCUCCUACGAGCGCUCCAUCACCAAGGAGCCAUACUUGCAUGGAGACUCUGGCCGCUUGAUCCUGGAGUUUGAGAACUAUUUGAGGAUUCUGCAGAGUGUUCAUGAUGCGCUUGACUUGAAGACUGCUAUUGAGGCUGCCAAAUCCUGCCUUCCUGGACAUAUCCUGGAGCAGCUCAAGGAUAUUUCUGGCGAUGGUGGUGAAGCCAAGAUGAGGCGGUCUCGAUCUUUGGGAACCUUGGACAAUGAGGCCCAAGAGAAGAGUCAUCAACGCUUUUCAAAGCUGACAGACGCACGACUAGCUAUCCUGGGCAUCUUGAACGACUCCAAGACCGACGUGGGAGUCAUUCGACAGCUGUUGCUACUGGACUAUUCACUGGAGACCCAGCAAUCUGUGAUUGCAAUGGGCACAACAUCGGAGACCCGGCUGCCAACACUUUGUGAGCAGAUGAAGGCAUUCCUAACUUCAGUGGUUGGGCACAUACCGCUGCAUGGUGAAUUGCGAGCUUUGCUCGUUGAUUGGAUUCAACUGGCACCAGAUUGUGCAAGUCUCAAGUUUGGAGAUAGCGCUGUGGAGAGCGCCUUGAUGUUGAAGGCUCUCUGUGAUCGCCUGGCCCGUGUGGUUGGGGAGCAAGUCGACACUUUCCAGACUCUUCUGGCGCCAAAGGCAAAUGCCUUGGGUAAUGCUGUCGGUGUGGAGAGGAACAUCCUGGAGGUCUUUGUUGAUGAGGUGCUUCGGGGCUCAGCUCUUUUUUCAUUGAGUCUGGUGCUGAAGCGCCUUGAACCGCAGCUGAGAAGCAUCGCGCAGCUGCCGCCUUGGCAGAUGAUUUCGUCCGUGGACCAUCUGGUACAAGGUGAGCUGGUUUCAGUUGAGCGUAUGCUCCACAUGCAGGACAAGAUCUUUGAGACGCCCACUGUGCUACUCAGUGGCCAUGUCAGUGGUGAGGAAGAGGUCCCAGUGGGUGUGCAGGCCGUGCUGGUACGAGAUGCAAAGUCAGCGCCAGACAUCCUGAGUCAUUGCGCAGUUCGAGCGCGAAACUCCGGGGUGCUUUUAGCAUCUUGCUACGAUUCAGAACUCACAAAGAAGAUCGAGAAUGAUCUGCUUGGGCAAUGGGUGGAGGUGACGUGCACAGCUGAUGGUUCCGUUGAGAUCAAGGCUGCUCAGAGACCUAUGGCAAAUCCCAAGAAGAUGAGAUGGAUGGCCCGAAGUGCAAGCCGCGAUUUGACACAGGAGCUGAUGGCAAUGAAGCCAGAUGAGACAAAGCUCGUGAACAUGAACCUCAAAAAUGACUUUAGAUGCAAAUGGGUUGUCACUCCCGAUGAGAUGGACAAACAGCAGGUUGGCAGCAAGAGUCUGAACCUGGCUUUGCUGAAACCGAAGUUGCCAGCGGAUAUUCGCACGCCACAAGCGGUGGCCAUGCCAUAUGGCUCCAUGCAGAAGGCCUUGUGCAGCCGAGAAAAUUCCAAGGAGUGGCUGUCCAAAUUGGAGGCAUGUUUGCAGCAGUUGCAGCCGACCACCAGCAACGAGGAUGCGAAGACCAUAUUUGAUGAAGCUCAGGUCUACAUCAAUGCUUUGCAGAUGCCAUCAGACCUGGAAGCAGCUCUGAGAAAUGCUAUGGAAACAGUGGGAAAGAAGGAAGGCGAGAGCCGCUUGCUGCAGCUCUUCCGCCGAUCUGAUGCCUGGGACGCCACCAAGCAGGUGUGGGCUUCGCUUUUCGGACUUCGACCCUGGGUGUCACUGGCAAAGGCUGGGAGAAGUUUCUACGACCUCAACAUGGCUGUUCUGGUUCAGGAGUUGUUACCCGCAAAGUAUGCCUUCGUCCUGCACACCAAGAAUCCUUUCACCCAAGAUGCAAACGAAGUCUAUGGAGAGGUGGUUCCAGGAAGAGGAGAAACACUGGUUGGCAACUAUCCAGGUCGCGCUUUGAGUUUCAGAGCUAAGCGUGGGAAGGAACCGGUGGUCACCUCCUUUCUGAGCAAAAGCACCUGGCUGCGGACACAGGAGUGCCUGAUUUUCCGGUCUGACAGCAAUGGGGAGGACUUGGAAGGAUUUGCCGGCGCUGGCUUGUUCGAGUCUGUUUGUUCAACGUCGGGAUCCCACCGUCAUGUGACCAGCUUUUUUGUCCCUGUGAAUCCAGCGAAACAGAGCCCAGUGAAGCUGGUGGUUUUCCAAGGUCAGAAUCUCUUGACAAAGCUGGCAGAGGCUGGGCGACACGUGGAGAAGGCUUUUGGUGGCCAACCUCAGGACAUUGAGGGCUGUGUGGAUCCACAAGAUCGGAUCUUCAUCGUGCAGAGUCGACCCCAGGUUUAG
Molecule: messenger RNA, 6651 nt
Organism: Cladocopium goreaui
Lineage: Eukaryota; Dinophyceae; Suessiales; Symbiodiniaceae
Source: the annotation of a GenBank genome assembly